AAUAAUUCCUAUAUUCUCUAAACUGUGUGUUAGUAUUAUACUAGGAAAAGCUGACAAAGUAUGAACUACCACUGGCAUUAGCAUAAAACAGAUGACACAAGAUACAUGUUCAUCUGCCAGGAGAACACAUUUGUUUUGCACAUCAAAACCUUUGGACUGGAAGAAAGUGAAUACACAUUUUCGAAUGCUAUGUAGUUGUCACUGCAAAAAAACUAACUGCAUAGCAGAGGAGAUUUUGGUCCUAAAACAUAAAAUGGGGAGAGUCCAAAUAGAAGAUUUUGUAGCUGGAUACCUUGGAGGGGCUGCUAGUGUUAUUGUGGGACACCCCUUGGAUACUGUUAAGGCUCGACUACAAGCUGGUCAAGGAUAUGGAUCUACAUUUAACUGUAUUCAAACAAUUUACAGGAAUGAAAGUGUUGCUGGAUUCUUUAAAGGAAUGUCCUUCCCUUUGGCUACCAUUGCAAUUUAUAACUCAGUAGUAUUUGGUGUAUUCAGCAAUGCGCAGAGAUUUAUUAGUCAAUAUCGAGAUACAAGUCGAAGACAUCCUCCAGAUCUUAUAGAUGUGACUUUUGCAAGCAUGUUAGCUGGAUGUGUUUCAGUGGGAAUUGGUGGACCAGUUGACCUUGUAAAGAUAAAACUGCAAAUGCAAACUCAAUGUGCUUCUUCAGAGGUUGUAUCACUGACUCAAAAUACAUCCAUACAUCAUUAUAAAAGAACCUACAAAGGUCCAGUACAUUGCGUGAACUGCAUCCUGAGGAAGGAAGGCCUUUUGGGGAUGUAUCGUGGAGCAGGAGCAAUGCUUCUGAGGGACAUUCCAGGAUAUUGCUUGUACUUUAUACCCUACAUAUAUUUAAGCGAAUGGCUGAAAUUAGAUCGUCACACAACGCCAAGUGCUUUGUCUGUGUGGCUGGCAGGUGGCAUUGCAGGAGCUAUUUCCUGGGGCACUGCUACUCCAAUGGAUGUAAUAAAGAGUCGUCUUCAAGCAGACAGUCUGUAUAACAGAAAAUACAGAGGAGUCAAAGACUGCAUUAAGCAAAGUUACUCUAAUGAAGGCAUUCAGGUAUUUUUCAGGGGAAUCACAGUAAAUGCCAUACGAGGCUUUCCAAUGAGUGCUGCAAUGUUUUUGACCUAUGAACUUUCAUUACGAGCCCUGAAGACAAGCAAGGAAUCAAAUUAAACACAUUUUCAAAAAAGUUAUAUUUUUAAGCUUGAUUUUGUUUCUUUUUUUACAUUUGUUAUAAUAACAGUAGAUUGAAGAAAUGUCAUAUGACUUGUGUAAUUAAAAAAGAGAAUAAUUAGAGUCUGCUCUGUUAUUAAUAGCAGCAUGAAAACUCAUACUACUUACCACAAAGAUAAAAGAUAGUGAAAAGGGAAAGAAGCCUUUGAGCUGCUGCGUAACAUAAAUGAGGUCAAGAUUUUAAUCAAACUCCUGCCAUUUGUGUCAUGAGAUAUCAGAAGUGUACGAUGCUAUUGUUCCAUUUCAUUGUGUACUGCCAAAACGACUACAUUUGUGAAAUGUGUGGGCUAAUACUUUUUUGCAUCAUUUGUUUUUGCUCCUUAUUUGAUGUUUCGAAGAGGAUGGUCUGAGAAGCAUCAUAAAAGAAAAAUAGAAAAAUACUGUUCUUCACCAAUAAUUCCAGAAAGGUUUUGUUGCUGAGCUACUUGACCAGAUAUUCACAUGAGCAUAUCAGAUACAACUGCAUUGUAACAAAAUGAUUAAUUUGUAUCAAAAGGUUAUAUGUAUUUUAUAAUUAGUCAGGAUUACAGUAAAUCCAAGAGUUUUCUGGGAGGAACACACUCAUGACCUAUUUUUAGGACAGGCCAUUAAUGUUUGGUCGAUCUCUGAUACCUGGACCAGUUA
Messenger RNA from Bufo bufo (common toad), 1861 nucleotides. RefSeq names its product solute carrier family 25 member 48 (gene SLC25A48). Gene Ontology annotation, biological process: transmembrane transport. The transcript has 7 exons. NCBI's taxonomy places the organism in Eukaryota, Metazoa, Chordata, Amphibia, Anura, Bufonidae. Gene Ontology annotation, cellular component: mitochondrion. The record is from RefSeq and is a predicted model, not a curated record. The coding region runs from base 92 to 1177 and encodes 361 amino acids. Gene Ontology annotation, molecular function: transmembrane transporter activity.